UUGCCGGACUCCAGCCGUUGAGAUCACAUCGGAUCGGAUCAUCACAUCACCUCCAAACACCCAGGACCAGACAUGAACAGGCAACUGAUGAGCAAAUUGCCAUCUUCAGCCCUUGUGAGUGCGGUGCUGGUGGUGUGCUGGCUGGCAGGAUUGGGACAAUCUGAUUCAUUGGAAGAUGAAGCAAAGAACAAUAUCACCAUCUUCACCAGAAUUCUCGACAGACUCCUGGAUGGCUAUGACAACCGCCUGAGACCAGGAUUAGGAGAGAGAGUAACCGAAGUGGAGACAGACAUCUAUGUCACAAGCUUUGGCCCUGUUUCAGACACUGACAUGGAGUACACAAUUGAUGUGUUCUUUCGGCAAAGCUGGAAAGACGAGAGGCUAAAGUUUGAGGGCCCAAUGAAUCUUCUUCGAUUGAACAACCUGAUGGCCAGUAAAAUAUGGACACCAGACACGUUCUUUUAUAAUGGGAAGAAAUCUGUGGCGCAUAACAUGACCAUGCCAAACAAGCUGUUACGAAUCCGAGAUGAUGGGACUCUUUUAUAUACAAUGAGGCUCACUGUCCAGGCAGAGUGCCCAAUGCACUUAGAAGAUUUUCCAAUGGAUGCUCAUUCUUGUCCCUUGAAAUUUGGAAGCUAUGCAUAUACAUAUUCAGAGGUGAAUUACAAUUGGACUCAUGGACCAGCAAAAUCUGUGGUAGUUGCAGAAGAUGGCUCUCGGCUGAACCAGUAUGAUUUACUAGGACAGACUGUGGGGGAAGAGCUCAUCCGGUCAAGUACAGGUGAAUACAAAGUUAUGACAACGCAUUUCCACCUUAAGAGAAAAAUUGGGUAUUUCGUGAUCCAGACCUACCUGCCAUGUAUCAUGACUGUCAUUCUUUCACAAGUAUCAUUUUGGCUGAACAGAGAGUCCGUCCCAGCAAGGACAGUCUUUGGGGUGACGACAGUGCUUACAAUGACAACUCUGAGUAUCAGUGCCCGAAACUCCCUCCCUAAAGUUGCAUAUGCCACUGCCAUGGACUGGUUUAUUGCUGUGUGCUACGCCUUUGUGUUCUCUGCACUGAUAGAAUUUGCCACAGUAAAUUAUUUUACAAAACGAGGUUGGGCUUGGGAUGGGAAAAGUGUCGUGAACGAAAAGAAAAAAGAAAAAGCUUCUAUUAUGAAGAAAAAUAAUGCUUACGCAGUGGCAGUUGCCAAUUAUGCACCUAAUAUCACCAAGGACUCAGUUCUGCCAACAAUUGCAAAGAGUGCAACUGCAGAACCAAAAGACGCCAAACCAGAGUCCAAACCACAGGACGCUAAGAAAACAUUUAACAGUGAAAGCAAAAUUGACAGAAUGUCAAGGAUAAUGUUUCCUGUUUUAUUUGGAACUUUCAAUUUAGUGUACUGGGCCACCUAUUUAAACAGAGACCCUGUUAUUCAAGCGAUGAUGCCAGAUAAUAACCAUUAAUACAUUUUAAGGCAGUGUAGAAUUUCUAAAAGGUGAUGAUGCCAAAUACAACUGGUAAUUGCUGAUCUAUGUACUUUGGUAUGUUUAUAAAACAAGCCUUUAUUUUGACAUGAUUCGCACACGAAAAAAGUCCUCAUUUAUAAAACGAUUCAAGAUGCGAAAUGAAAGAAAGAUCAAUUUAGAACAAGAUAGUAAGGAUCUUAAAA
This is a messenger RNA of Callorhinchus milii (elephant shark), 1655 nucleotides long. RefSeq names its product gamma-aminobutyric acid type A receptor subunit alpha2a (gene gabra2a). Gene Ontology annotation, molecular function: benzodiazepine receptor activity; transmitter-gated monoatomic ion channel activity involved in regulation of postsynaptic membrane potential; GABA-gated chloride ion channel activity. The record is from RefSeq and is a predicted model, not a curated record. NCBI's taxonomy places the organism in Eukaryota, Metazoa, Chordata, Chondrichthyes, Chimaeriformes, Callorhinchidae. Gene Ontology annotation, biological process: monoatomic ion transmembrane transport; chloride transport; signal transduction. The transcript has 10 exons. Gene Ontology annotation, cellular component: postsynapse; synapse; neuron projection. Bases 73 to 1449 code for a protein of 458 amino acids.